This is a messenger RNA of Pseudophryne corroboree (corroboree frog), 1921 nucleotides long. RefSeq names its product ALG12 alpha-1,6-mannosyltransferase (gene ALG12). The transcript has 9 exons. Gene Ontology annotation, molecular function: alpha-1,6-mannosyltransferase activity. The coding region runs from base 350 to 1825 and encodes 491 amino acids. NCBI's taxonomy places the organism in Eukaryota, Metazoa, Chordata, Amphibia, Anura, Myobatrachidae. Gene Ontology annotation, cellular component: endoplasmic reticulum membrane. The record is from RefSeq and is a predicted model, not a curated record. Gene Ontology annotation, biological process: protein N-linked glycosylation.
ACACAGGGCUGGGGCCGGGGUUGUUAGUGGGUGCUGUCAGCUCCUGUGGUGCCACAACAAGUCCCAGCAUGCCUGGUCACUACAGCAGAUAAAGGGCAGCAGUGGAUGCGAUGUACAAGCAUGAAGCGUCAGUGUCUCUCACAGCUAGAGCACCUCCUCGCCAGGGGGCAGCAGCACAGCACUCUUCCACAGUACUACUAUCAUAUACGUUCACAUACAGUAGUGAGAGACAUAACAGCCGGGCAGCCGCUCCAGCACUGGGGUUGGGCUAAUGGUGUUGUGUAGCUGACGGUGCCCUGUCUGCGCCGGCCUCGCUAGGGGGCGUAUCUCGUUGGUGCCCGGCUCCACUAUGGCGGCCGCCGGGGAGAGCGGCUGUGGGAGACGCCAAUGCCUACUGCUGCUCUUCCUCUCCGCGGCAGCCUUGCUGCAUCUUACCGUCUGCCCGUUCUCCAAGGUGGAGGAGAGCUUCAACUUGCAGGCGGCCCACGAUCUCCUGUACCACCGGCUGGACGUAGAGAAAUAUGAUCACCAUGAGUUCCCCGGGGUGGUGCCCAGGACGUUUCUCGGCCCCAUCUUCCUGAGUUCUCUGUCUGCCCCGGCUGUGUCCGUCCUGUCCCUGCUGGGGGUGUCCAAGUUCUCCUCUCAGCUGAUCGUACGAGGAGCUUUGGGUUUGACUGUCAUUUUUGCACUAUGGCAAUUGCAGAAGGAAAUACAGAAACAAUUUGGAUCUACCGUAUCAACAUAUUUCUGCCUAAUAACAGCAACUCAGUUUCAUUUGAUGUUUUACUGCACUCGAACCCUCCCUAAUAUAUUUGCUCUACCAAUAGUCUUGCUGGCUGUCACAUUCUGGAUGAAACAAAAGCCUGGUCCAUUUAUCUGGCUUUCGGCAUUGGCCAUUAUUGUGUUCCGAUCGGAGCUGUGUAUACUGAUGGGACUCAUGCUCCUGCUGAGUCUAAUGAAGAGGAACAUUUCCGUUUAUGUGACCCUCUCACAUGCAAUCCCAGCUGGAAUUGUAUGGUUAAGUUUAACCACGGCUGUAGACUCCUUUUUCUGGAAACGUCUUCUAUGGCCUGAGGGAGAGGUUUUGUGGUAUAACACUAUUUUGAAUAACAGUGCCAACUGGGGAACAUCACCAUUUCUGUGGUAUUUUUAUUCAGUUUUGCCUCGAGCUUUGGCAUUUAGCCUUUUCUUUCUGCCGUUUGGCCUUUUUGACAGGAGGAUGUGCCUCUUGAUUGCACCAGCUGUGGGUUUCAUAUUUUUGUACUCUUUCCUUCCUCAUAAAGAGCUACGGUUUAUCAUUUACACAUUUCCUCUUUUAAACAUAGUGGCUUCUAAAGGAUGUGCAUAUAUACUUCAUAACUAUCAGAAAUCUUGGAUGUUCAAAUUUGGCACUUUCUGUGUAAUAGCCCAUCUACUGGCAAAUGCAAGCUACUCUGUAACUUCUUUGUAUGCUUCCCAUUUUAAUUACCCUGGAGGUGCUGCAAUGGAUGCUUUGCAUAAAUUGGUGGACUCUUCUAGAGAUGUGUCUGUUCACAUAGAUGUGGCAGCUGCUCAAACUGGAGUCUCGCGUUUUUUGCAAUUAAACUCACAUUGGAGAUACGACAAAAGAGAAGACCUUACCCCGAAUGAUAAUGCUAUGACUUUCUAUACGCACAUCAUUAUGGAAUUUGAAACUACUCAUUUGUCAUACUACAAGAAAACUCAUACAAUACUAAGUCACAUAUCUAGUUUUGAUGGAUUUGGUUUUAAUAUUACUACUUUUCCACCAGUCUACAUCAAAUUAAUUACCAAAUUAAUUAUCUUAGAAAGGUCUCGCUUUGGGUAAACUAUUUGUAAAUCUUUAUUUAUGCUCAAUUUAUUUUUUUAACAAAUCAAAUGUAAACUUAGAAGCAAAUGUCUUAAAUAAAACAUUAUAAAAUAA